AUGGGUGGACUUGCUGGUGUCGAUCAUAUUCCGAUAGACAGAGAGGUGGUGAUGACCUACACGAAGUUGACUCCGACUUCUUUUGAUGGCAUUAGGGAUGCUCUUGAUUUCUUGGAAGAGUUUGAGUACCACGGUCAGAGGAUUCAGGCUAGUGAUCGUCAAUCAGUGAUGCUUGUGGAGAUGUCGCUGAAGUGUCCAACUAAGGACUUGUUUCGCGAUAACAUCAGGCCAGAGAUUGCUACAUUGACUUGGGCUGAGUUUCUAGCCCUAGCCACCAUCCUUCUCUUUUCUCUUCAUGUUUUUCACCUCCAAAAUCUGCUCCAACUCAGCCCCGUGAUUUUGGUUGAAUUAUGUCAUGCCAUGAUCUUGAGUUUUGCCGAAUGGUUCUUUUCGGUUUUGAUUCUUUCAAAUGAGAAAUGGCGGCAGGAACAUGGCUCUGUUCUUUUUCUCUUAUUUGAAGAUGAUGGUAUAAAUGCCAUGUUAAGUCACCAUCUUAUUUGGCUUGAUAUUAUUAAGUCCUUUAGACUUACUCCUCAGGAUGCGCGUGCAUCAAACGCUGUGGUGCAAGGUACCAUCCCGAUUUCUUUUACUGAUGCUUUGGUAUUAUUUGAUGCGGGUGCGACCCAUUCGUUUGUUUCUACUUGUUUUGCUGGGAAAUUGGGUAGAGCACCAUCUGUUUUGAGUGAACCUCUAGCUGUGUCUACACCUAUGUCUGAAGGUGUAGUAGUGGACGUCGUCUAUCCUUCUUGCCCUGUGGUUAUUCAGGGUAGAGAAUUGUGUGCUGAUUUGAUUGUACUUGACGUUCUUUCUUUUGAUGUUAUCUUGGGGAUGGACUGGUUGUCACGCCAUUAUGCUUCUAUUGACUGUCGAGGGAAGUCAGUUGAGUUCAGGAUUCCAGGUGGUCUACCUUUUUCCUUUCAGGGAGAAAAGGCAGAGACACCUAAGAAUCUGAUUUCCGCCAUUAAGGCGAAGCGGAUGUUAGGCAAGGGUUGCCAGGGUUUUCUUGCUGUGGUUCGUGAUUUGGAGGCUGGUGGUAGUGAUAUGCAUAGUGUGCCGAUAGUGAAUGAGUUCACUGAUGUGUUUCCAGAGGAAUUGCCUGGAUUACCACCUGAUCGUGAUAUUGAGUUUUGCAUUGAUGUGGCUACUGUCAAGAACAGAUAUCCUCUUCCUCGCAUCGAUGAUUUGUUUGACCAGUUGCAGGGUGCGAAGUGUUUUUCCAAAAUUGAUUUGAGGUCUGGGUAUCAUCAGCUACGGAUCCGUGAUGCAGAUGUGCCUAAGACUGCUUUUCGGACUCGUUACGGACAUUUUGAGUUUCUGGUUAUGUCCUUUGGUCUGACGAACGCACCAGCAGCGUUUAUGGAUAUGAUGAACAGAGUGUUCAAGCCGUUUUUGGAUCAAUUUGUUAUCGUCUUCAUUGAUGACAUUUUGAUCUAUUCUCGGAAUUUCUCCAGAAUAUCUGCACCUUUGACUAAACUGACACAGAAGGGUGUCAAGUUUGAGUGGACUGACAAGUGCGAGGCAAGCUUUGAGAAGCUCAAGGAGAUUUUGACUACAGCUCCGGUUUUGGCAUUGCCUUCUGGCAUUGACGGUUUCACAGUGUAUUGUGAUGCGUCUCAGAUUGGUUUGGGUUGCGUUCUGAUGCAACAUGGACAGGUGAUUGCCUAUGCUUCCAGACAGUUGAAGAAGCAUGAGGUGAAUUACCCUACUCAUGAUUUAGAGUUGGCAGCUAGUCUGAAGUAUAUCUUUGAUCAGAGAGAAUUGAACUUGAGACAGAGGAGGUGGUUAGAGUUGCUGAAGGACUACGACUGUACUAUUCAGUACCAUCCUGGUAAGGCUAAUGUGGUAGCCGAUGCGUUGAGUCGCAAGUCUUCAGGCAGUUUGGCUCAUAUUUCUGAGAUUGGGCGUAGACCCAUGGUUAGAGAGUGGCACAGUUUGAUAGCUUCAGGCUAUGGAUUUCAAAUUUCUCAGACUGGUUGUUUGUUAGCACAGUUGCAAGUGCAACCCGUUUUGAUUGAUCGGGUCGCUGAGUAUGUUUCUAAGUGUCUGACUUGCCAGCAGGUGAAGCUGGAACAUCAGAGACCUUUUGGCUAUCUGCAACCACUACCUAUUCCAGAGUGGAAGUGGGAGCGGAUUGCUAUGGAUUUUGUGGUUGGGUUACCACGUACUCGACAGGGAUACGAUUCCAUCUGGGUGAUAGUUGACCGUAUGACCAAGUCAGCUCAUUUCCUUCCGAUUAAGGUUUCGUAUACUGCUUCGAGGUUGGCUCAGUUGUACAUCGACAGGAUUGUCAGUUUGCAUGGUGUACCGGUUUCUAUUGUUUCAGACAGAGGUUCUGUGUUUACUUCGAGGUUUUGGAAGGCGUUACAGGAAUCCUUGGGUUCUCGGUUGGAUUUCAGUACAGCUUUUCAUCCUCAGACUGACGGUCAGUCUGAGAGGACUAUUCAGACGUUGGAGGAUAUGCUCAGGAUGUGUGUUCUCGAUUUUCAGGGUAGCUGGGAUACUCAUUUGCCGUUGAUUGAGUUUUCCUAUAACAACAGUUAUCAUGCGAGUAUCGAGAUGGCGCCGUAUGAGGCUUUGUACGGGCGCAAGUGUAGAUCUCCUAUCUGUUGGGAGGAGGUCGGAGAGCGUAAACUCUCGGGAGCGGAGAUUAUUCAGAUUACCUCUGAGAAGGUACCGUUGAUUAAGCGGAGGUUGGAGACUGCUUUUAGUCGGCAUAAGAGUUAUGCUGAUCCGAAGAGGAAAGACAUUGAGUUCCAGGUUGGUGAUUUCGUAUUUCUUCGGGUUUCGCCUAUGAAAGGCGUGGUUCGUUUUGGUGUCAAGGGAAAGUUGGCACCGAGGUAUAUUGGUCCUUAUGAAAUUUCGGAGAGGAUUGGAGCUGUGGCUUAUCGUCUGGUUCUACCGCCAGACAUGUCGUUAGUACAUCCGGUGUUUCACGUUUCUAUGUUGAGAAAGUGCGUUUCUGAUCCUUCGCACGUGAUUGUGCCUCAGAGUGUUGAGAUUGACCAGGAGCUGUCCUAUGAGGAACAACCAGUUGAGAUUGUUGAUACGCAGGUGCGUAAAUUGCGGAACAAGGAGAUUCCGAUGGUCAAAGUUCUCUGGCGCAAUCAUUCUGUAGAGGAGUGUACUUGGGAGACCGAGUUGGAUAUGCGGAAUCGCUAUCCUUUUCUAUUUCCGUGA
Mercurialis annua (annual mercury) is the source of this 3177-nucleotide messenger RNA. RefSeq lists its product as uncharacterized. The transcript is spliced from 9 exons. Gene Ontology annotation, biological process: DNA integration. Bases 1 to 3177 code for a protein of 1058 amino acids. Lineage: Eukaryota; Viridiplantae; Streptophyta; Magnoliopsida; Malpighiales; Euphorbiaceae. Gene Ontology annotation, molecular function: nucleic acid binding. The record is from RefSeq and is a predicted model, not a curated record.